Messenger RNA from Diatraea saccharalis (sugarcane borer), 801 nucleotides. The record is from the annotation of a GenBank genome assembly. NCBI's taxonomy places the organism in Eukaryota, Metazoa, Arthropoda, Insecta, Lepidoptera, Crambidae.
GUUGGGUUGGUAUCAUAUAACCGAUAAAUAGAUUGGACGUGAUUUAACUCGAGUGUAGAAUUACCAAAGUUCUGAAAUCAAAGAGGUAUAAAUGACUAAGGUAAUCGAGAUUAUCAAUAACUCAUAGAAUUAUAGGUAAUAGAUAAGCCUUAUGCUCUUAGUAAAUCAUAGUAAAACGUGACGAAAACGAAACCUCUUCAUGAAGCUAUAUUACUUAAUUGGCGUUACAAAUUAUCAUCAUUAUCAGCCUUUUAAUGUUCCCAUGUUUGCUGGGACUCAGGCCCUCUGUGAAUCACAACCAGCUCUUAUACGUCCCCGGCUACGGCUUAGGAGCAUGGGCCAUAACCCUCCACGCUGGCCCAAUGCGGAUCGGCAGGUAUUAACGACUACAAAUGCAGCCGGGACCAACGGAAUAUUACAAAAAAAUAUUGGAUAUAAAAUUAAUUUAUUUGAAACAGUUGAUUUUUUCAAGUUUAGCCAACUAAAGAACUUAAACUACUCAGGGAAAGGUUACGAACACUAUUCAUUGCUAGAAGCGUGCAAUCACCUAAUGAUCAACAAUAGAAAAACAUUAUCGAUAUGUAAAAUCACUAAUGUACAUAUUCGCAACCAACGGUGUUAAAAAAAACGAGGAGAUUGUCAUGCGAAUUCUAUAUUGCUAAAGAGUUUCGAUAACAAACGAUAAAGAGUUUUCUGUAACAAGAUCCAUCGAGAACUCUAAAAGCCAUUUAAAAAAAAAAUAAGCUUUUCCAAUAUAUUUUUUCAAAUAUCGAAUGUGAAUAUAAACAAAACGGUGAUAAU